Molecule: messenger RNA, 2389 nt
Organism: Carassius carassius (crucian carp)
Lineage: Eukaryota; Metazoa; Chordata; Actinopteri; Cypriniformes; Cyprinidae
Product: neurexin-1b-beta-like
Exons: 6
Coding region: 588-1877 (429 amino acids)
Source: RefSeq, a predicted model, not a curated record
UGUGCAGGUGUGUGGGGAGAUCUCUCUCUCUCUGUCUCUCUCUCCAUGGAGAGCAAGAAACCUUGUCCUCGGGUAAGAGUGUAAAUGAAGCUCUCAGUAUUCGUUGGAGGCUCCCAGCCAGCUUUUGAUGGAUUUCUUGGGAUUUCUUCUCUUAAAUGACAGACUGAAUACAAUAUUCAGCCGAAAAACAGCAGAAUUUCUGAUUUCAGACUUGGAAUUCAGAAAAUGCCUGAUUUUUGCAUGUGCUGAUACCUCAGGAAAUCCAUUCUAGUGUUUUUGCCGGACGUUUCAGUCGUUGUCAUGACUUCGGGCUUCUGGGAGUAAUGGUGAAGUAACUGGGUUUGGGAAUUUGCUUAUUAGGAUUUUUUGGUCCAUAAAUGAAAAUACUCUUUCCUGCCUUAUCAAACGUUGGAUUGUAUCUUAAACCACCAGGACAAACAGACAAGGACUGGGUGUACUUUCUCCUGGCUGGUUGAUUUCUGGAUUUUGAGCACUCCUUCUUUAAGAAGGUGUGUGUGAGAGAGCAGAAUGGACAGACAGGUGUGCUGAAGCGUCCGUGUGUCUUGGCAUUCUCUCGCUCUGGGAAGAUGUUUUGUGGCUGGAGGCUGGCGGACUGGCAAUCUUGCUCUGAGACCCUUAUUCGGGGUCUGGCCUCAGUUGCCUGCCUCAGCCUGUACCUCACAGCUCUCUCACUGGGCAUCACGGCUGGAUCAGAGUCCCUUGUGAGGACACCCCAAACACACAUCACCCAUGGAGUCAAGAACCACCACACUGUGCCUAUCACUUUUAAAAGAUCACCUGGGUCUCUACGAGCAGGACAUGCAGGCACCACAUAUAUUUUUGGGAGAGACGGUGGUCUGAUCACAUACACAUGGCCCCCGAACGACCGGCCGAGCACACGAGCCGAUCGGCUGGUGCUGGGGUUCAGUACUCAUCUGAAGGAAGCUCUCCUGGUGCGAGUGAACAGCUCCUCUGGGUUAGGUGACUAUCUCAAACUACACAUUGUAAAUGGCUACAUUGCAGCUAUAUUUAAUGUGGGCACAGAUGACAUCAACAUUGAGGAGAAAGCAAAGUUUGUAAAUGAUGGAAAGUACCAUAUAGUGAAGUUCACAAGAAGUGGCGGCAAUGCCACGCUGCAGGUGGAUAAUCUACCUGUUAUUGAGCAUUACCCCACAGGCCGUCAGCUCACAAUCUUCAACAGCCAGAGGACCAUCCAGAUCGGGGGCUGGGAAAGAGACCACAGCUGUGCCUUCCAGGGCAAAAUGUCUGGUUUCUAUUAUAAUGGCUUGAAGGUUUUUAACAUGGCUGUGGAAGGAGACCCCAGCAUCCGCAUCGAAGGCAGCGUGAGGUUGUUUGGGGAGAUGCAGUCUUCCUCCAUAACACCACAGUCCAGUGCUACAUUUUCUCGCUCUGAGACCUCUACCUCAAUCAUGGAGAUCACCACCUCCAUCCACAAGAUCAUACCAACUACAGCAAGAGCACCUCAACAGAAUGCUGAUGACUUGUUGGUGGCAUCUGCCGAGUGCCCAAGUGAUGAUGAGGACAUAGACCCAUGCGAGCCAAGCUCAGGUGGGGUAGCUAACCCUACUGGCCCAGGGGUGAAGAGCUAUCCUGGUCAGUCGGAGGUUUUCCAUGAGUCCAGCAGUACCACAGGCAUGGUGGCUGGCAUCGUGGCUGCUGCUGCACUUUGCAUCCUUAUUCUUCUCUAUGCCAUGUACAAAUACCGCAAUCGUGAUGAAGGAUCGUACCAUGUGGAUGAGAGUCGCAACUACAUUUGCAAUUCUGCCCAGUCAAAUGAAACAAUCUUAAAGGAGAAACCAAUGGAUGGUACCAAUAGUGUCAGCAAGAGCAAGAAAAACAAGGAGUAUUAUGUGUGAUUCUAUCAUUCUCAUCCACAGUUCUCACAAAAGUCAACUAUAAGACCUACUCAUGUAAGAUAACAAAAACUGAGAGAUUGUGGAAAAGCAUUUAGUCAUUAUGUCUUAAACAGUGGUACAGCAGAAAUCUUUAAUGUUUGACGCACAAUGGAAUAGAUGAAAGAACAGAAGGACAGCCACCUGCGGAUGUUCAGAAAAUGUCCAGCAGUCGGAGUAAGACAAGCUGAUUAAAUAUCCAACAAUUACCCAUUAGUGAUGAAAAGAUGACUCUCACUUUCUUGUGUAACAAAUGCAAGAAUGGAAUGAAGAAUACACAAUAGACUAUUACAAAAUGCUUUUGUGUUUUGUUUUGUUUUCCCGAAGCAUGAUAUUUCUUAUAGAGCUAAUAUGAAUGACAGUUGAUGAUAAAAUGGAAAAGAAGAUUAUUUUUGACAAACAUAUGGCUGCAAAACAGUUGUGGAUAUCUCCGUGAUAAUGGAUUUUAUGGUUAAGUCUCAUUUAAUAUGUUUCUA